UAUGUUUGCUUUCAAAAUUUUUGAUUUUGGUCUGCUCAUGGAAGUCUAGGGUUUGGCAUAGGGACAGAAACCCCUAAUUCGAAAUUCUUUCUGGCUUCCUGUUCUCUCCUUUUCUUUUUUACUUGCAUCGAUCGCUGUCUCCGUGCUUCACAGUCCACCCCCCUAACAGACCAAGUUCCGUACGAAGCCAAAUUCCAGUAAACCCUAAAAAGUUUGGGGUUUAUAGCUAAUCCUACUGUGUCCUGUUUGGGAUUCUUGUUCUCCAAAUAGAUUUGGAAAUCCCUGGAAAAGCCACGCUUUUCAGAGAGCACUUUUCAUUGGGUUUUUAUGAGUGCAGACUGUGUCGAUGGCUUCGGAGCUGAUCGGAGAUGAGGACUCGAGAGAGAAGCAGCCAAAGCGGGCGGACGGCAGCAAAGUCUACUCGCGCAAGAGACUCGGCACUCAAUCCUCGCUGACCCCGGUUGUCACGACCGAGUACAAGAACUCGUUGAUCCCGCAAGCGGGCUCUCAAUCCGAGGAUGCGGUGGCGUCUGAUGAUUCCUCGAGUCAGAGUUUGGAGCGGGCGAGUUUGUCCAAGGUGCGUGAAUUAGCAAAAGGUAGCUCGACGCCUGGUUAUGCUUUGUUUGGUCGCAGUGUUCGGAUUAGUGUCGAUUCAAGAUCGAAAUUUGAGAUUAGAGAGCUUAAGAGAAAGCUGAUGAGAGAGCUCGAUCAAGUUAAGAACUUGCUGAAGAGACUUGAAUCUAAGGAGAUCCAAGUUAACGGUUAUUCGGCAAGCGAUGCUGUUGGUAAGGCCGGGACGUUAGUGCGUGUAAACUCCGAAGUGGGUUCCGUGGGCGUACCAGUUCCUCAGCCUUUUCAAGGUCAUGGUGUUUCCAUGGCUGAUAGCAACAAUGGCGUUGGUAGGGAGAUUUUAGGGAAAGAUAGAAGAAACCCUAAGGUGAAUCAGCUUCAUCCGCAUUCAGAAUCGGUCGCUCAUAAGGACAAGUUCCGACCACAGGAGAGCAACAAGAAGAUGAAAAAAUCAAACAGAACGAUUGAUGAUAGGGGACCGAGUUUUGGGCUUGAUAAGCAUUCCAGUCAAUUGUAUAAGAGUUGUGACAGUUUGUUGUCUAGAUUAAUGAAGCACAAAUAUGGGUGGGUUUUUAACACGCCUGUGGAUCCUAAAAAGCUUGGGUUGCAUGACUACUUCACCAUCAUUAAGCAUCCAAUGGAUUUGGGUACUGUGAAGUCUAGGUUGAAUAAGAACUGGUACAAGUCACCCAGAGAGUUUGCAGAGGAUGUGAGAUUAACAUUUCAUAAUGCAAUGAUAUACAAUCCUAAAGGCCAGGAUGUUCACUUCAUGGCUGAGACAAUGCUGAAGUUAUUCGAAGACAGUUGGAAAGUCAUAGAGAAGGAGAACAAUCUUGAUCAUAGAUAUGAUGUGAGUUUGCCAACACAUAUUUCCAAAAAGGCUCCUACUCCUGCUCUCAUAGCUCCGCCAGCAUCGUCAGUACAUUCUGAUGCGGAAAAUUUGGAUAAAUCAGAGUCUAGGCCAUUGCCAGUGGAUUCUAGGACUAAGCCUGCCAUUCCCGGACAUCCAGGUAAGAAGCCAGUUCCUAAGAAUCCUGAAGCCCAGGAUUCUCACAAGAGGGAUAUGACAUAUGAGGAGAAGCAAAGGCUUAGUGAAGACCUCCAAACUUUACCUUCAGAAAAGUUGGAGGAUGUUGUUCAGAUAAUAAAGAAGAGGAAUCCUCAUCUAUUUCAACAGGAGGAUGAGAUUGAAGUCGAUAUUGACAGUGUUGAUUCUCACACUCUUUGGGAGCUGGAUAACUUUGUGAAUAAUCAUAAAAAAAGCCUCACCAAGAACAGCAGGAAGGCUGAGGUUCCUCUUGAAUCAUGCACUGAAGAUGGCAAUGCUGUGGCUGAGAUGAAUGAGGUCAUUGUCGUUGGGGAGGCACCAACAGAGAAUGCGGAAGGGCCAGCUGAAGAAAAUGCAGUUGUACAUUCUCCACCUCUAUUAGAAAAGCUAGGUGCUAAUGUGAGUGAAUCAAGUAGUUCAAGUGGUUCUAGUAGUGACUCUGGAUCUUCUUCAACUGAUUCUGACAGUGAUAGGUCCUCUUUGUAAUAUCAGCUACUUGUGAUUCUUGUAUUCGUCUAAGUUUAAUCAAGUUACCUCGUGCAUAGUUCAUAUAGCCACAGAACGAUUCUUGUUGGCCUUGGGAGAUGCAGCUGCGGCUUUUGCACUGUUAUCUCUUAGAGCUGAUCUGCCUUCAUGCUGGAAGUAGGAAGCAAUCUUCAUCUGACGAAUUUUUAUCAGAGAUCAUAGUUUUAUUAGUGGUGCAAAGCAUGGUUUACAAAAUUGGUAGAAACAGGUAUCUAAAUAAGAGGAACAUAUUCAAGGAACCUAGUAAGAUUUUGUGAUGACAAUUUUUUUAAGCGAGUCUUGUACCGCCAUUAUUUUUUUUCAGUAGGAGGAUCAAAUUGGAUGAUCAUGUCUUUUGUCAUUUUCAAUGAUGAUUGCACUUGGAGUGCCUCCCUAUUUGAGCUGGUAUCUUGAAGUUAGCAUGCUUUUAUCAGUUCAGAUACUGUUCUUUUUUCCCCUCUAAACAUUGACUUGUACUGCCAUCCUUGUAUUUACGUUCAGAAUGGUGUCUGAUUUCACCUGAGCUAUGUGAUUUAUCAGUGGUAUCACUCCAUUCUCAGGCUUCUAUUUUUCGUUCUUGGUUUCUUUUCCCGUCAUUCUUGCUCAUUGAAAGUGGCAAAAAGAAUGCCUUAUAUCUUAAUCUCGAUUUGGUGUGGGAUG
Molecule: messenger RNA, 2782 nt
Organism: Rhodamnia argentea
Lineage: Eukaryota; Viridiplantae; Streptophyta; Magnoliopsida; Myrtales; Myrtaceae
Product: transcription factor GTE4-like
Exons: 5
Coding region: 347-2104 (585 amino acids)
Molecular function (GO): protein binding
Source: RefSeq, a predicted model, not a curated record